Molecule: messenger RNA, 1720 nt
Organism: Daktulosphaira vitifoliae (grape phylloxera)
Lineage: Eukaryota; Metazoa; Arthropoda; Insecta; Hemiptera; Phylloxeridae
Product: muscle M-line assembly protein unc-89-like
Exons: 4
Coding region: 206-1540 (444 amino acids)
Biological process (GO): regulation of transcription by RNA polymerase II
Cellular component (GO): nucleus; NuA4 histone acetyltransferase complex
Source: RefSeq, a predicted model, not a curated record
UGAUCCUGACAAAUGACGGAAUCUAUGAAAAAUCUUAUUUUUUAGCGCAUGAACAAGCGAUGGGAAAAAAACUAGCAACAGUGCCGCCAAGUAGGAAAGGGAAAGGCCACAAACCGGGAGGCACUGAGGGCCUCUAUUUAAUCAAAUUCAAUGUUGUGCUUUUAUAAUAUGAGAUAGCUAGAUAAAUAGAUUAUUAUUUCUAAAAAUGUCUAAAGAAAUGGUAGAAUGUACUUCAGGUUCUUCUCCAGCCACUACUGCAGAAUCUGAAGAAGACGAUUUGGACUCUAUGCCAUCCGUUGAUCCUGAAACAUUUAAAUGGAGUACAAGUCAAGAAUUAAGUUUAUUACUCAAUAUGAUACAAUUAAAACCAGCUGGAAUUAAUAAACAUUUGAGCAUGUGUUUGAUCCGAGAGAAAUUAAGUAAGGAAUUAAAAUUAAAUAUACCAUCCCAAUGUAUUUGGAAAUACUUAUGGUCACGAUGGAAUAUGGAUGCAGCUGAUGAUAUAGAGAAAACAAAUUUUUCAACUGCACUUGAAGAUUUUGAUUUACCCGAAGAUGAAUACAGCCAGCUUUUAGUUGAAGAAGGAGAAAAGUUAAGAAAACAAAUUGACGAAGAAGAAAGUUUGAUAACCAAACAAGAAUUAGCCUCUAUAGCUAAUAAAAAAGAAGAAAUAAAAAAAAAGAAAAUUUUACGAGGAUCUGGGAAAACUAGAUCUAAAUCAGAUUCUAUUUCUUCUGUUGAUUCUAAAGAUGGUAUAGUAGAAAAUAAUACUGGCACACUUGAUACUUUAAUAGUGAAAUCUGAAGAUCUUGAAUUUGAAGAAAUCACUACAAGUACAAGAAGAUCUUUACGUACUAAUGAAAAACCAGAAGAAAAAGAAAAACAAGAGAAAGAAGAACCUGAUGAACAGGAUGCAUCUAAUAAAAAACGUUUAUUACGUGUAAGCACUAAGGUGGAAAUACCUAAAACUAAAGAGCCAAAAAUUUUAUGUAAAAGACCAAUAAAUCCUUCUAAAGAAGUAGAUCUUGAAGAAACACUUCCAAGUAAUAGGGGAAGAAAAAGAAAAAAUCGUAAUGUAUCAGAAUCGAGCAUUAGUUCAGAUAAUAGUAAACAUCCUAAAAUAAAUAAAAAUAAUUCUUAUGAUGUUAAUGCCUCUGAUAGCUCAUCUAGAUCAGUAACUCCAGAAAACUUAAAAAGCAAAAUGUCAACCAGAUCAAUAACACCAGAUACAUCUAAUAGAAAAUCAAAUCUCAGAUCAAGUGAUAGAGACUUCAAAUCUAAAAUUACUCUAGAUAAGUCUACUUCAAAAAAUCAUAAUGUUGAUCAUUUACAAGAACUAAAAACUGAAAACAUUAAAAUAGAGCGUGGAGAAAAACAAUCAAAUGUAGACUCAAAACCUAAACGUUCAAUUCAUAAACAUUCAGAGGUUAAUAAAGUAAAAGCAAAAUCAAAACCAAGAUUAAGUUCUGAUGCAAUAGUUGCACAGCAAGCUGAAGUUCAAACAUCUUUAGGUCGACGUUCUUGUAUAAACAAGAACUAGCAUAUUUUUUAAUUAUUGUAAUUAAAAAGUAAAAGUAUAAUCGGUAACACAGUUAUUAAUCUUCUAUUAUUAUGGUUAAUAUCAUACAUUUUACAAUAUGAUAAAAUAUUUUUAAAAUUUAUUGAAAAUUUUCAACAAAUAACUUACUUCUUAUAAAUUGUAAAUAUUCUUACAUUGAUA